Molecule: messenger RNA, 2802 nt
Organism: Cucumis sativus (cucumber)
Lineage: Eukaryota; Viridiplantae; Streptophyta; Magnoliopsida; Cucurbitales; Cucurbitaceae
Exons: 2
Coding region: 1-2802 (933 amino acids)
Source: RefSeq, a predicted model, not a curated record
AUGGCUCAAAGACAGAUAGAAGAUCGGGUAGAAGGUACUGAAAAGGAAAUUAUGAGUCUGAAGGAGAUGAUGCUGGAAAUGAAGAAAUCGAUGGAUCGAAUGACAGGCGAGCUAAGAGAAAACCAUGGUGCUAAGAAAAAAGAAGAAGCAGGGACUACGGACGACAUCAGGUUGAAACUGAAGGGAAAACUGGAAGAGGCCGGAACCACAGUCGAGUCGGGUGGAAGCAGCGCAGACCGAAGUAAGUACAAAAAAUUAGAAAUGCCACUGUUUACAGGGGUGAACCCUGAAUCCUGGGCGUACCGAGCAGAACAUUUUUUUGAUAUAAAUGACUUACCGGAAGCUGAGAAGGUCAAAGUAGCAGUCGUGAGUUUUGGACAGGAAGAGGUAGACUGGUUUAGAUGGAGUAAUCGUAGAAAGAGGGUGGAAUCUUGGGAGGACUUGAAGGAAAGGAUGUUUGAUUUCUUUAAUGAUACAGGACAGCAGAGCUUGGGGGCAAGAUUAAUCCGUAUUAAGCAAGAAGUCUCAUACAGCGAGUACGUUAAGAAGUUUGUUACAUACUCAGCCCCCCUCCCGGACAUGGCAGAAAGUGUUCUGCUGGAUGCGUUUUUAACGGGUCUGGAACCCUCACUGCAAGCGGAAGUAAUCAGCAGACACCCUCAAACUUUAGAGGAAUGUAUGAAGGAAGCUCAGCUGGCGAAUGAUAGGAAUAUAGCAUUAAAACUGGCGAUGGAAGAGUUGGAUAUAGUUGAGCCCAAAAGGAAUGAGAACAGCAGCAAAUUUCAAGGAAAAAAUGAGAAGACAGAAAGUAAAAAGACAGAGUUUGUGAUGAAGCAGGUAACUAUUCCAUUGAAAAAUGAUUACCAGAAAAAAGAUCUCCCAAUUAAACGGCUGUCGGAUACGGAAUUUAGAGCAAGGCUGGAUAAGGGGCUUUGUUUCAGAUGUAAUGAAAAGUACGCCCCAGGCCAUCGAUGUAAAGGGAGAGAAAAAAGAGAGUUGAUGCUCCUUAUACUAAAUGAGGAAGAAGACCACAAAAGGGAAGAGGAUACAGAGGAUGAGGCAAGCGAAGUAAUAGAACUGAAUCAUCUGGAAUUGAAUAUGGAUAACCCUAUUGAAUUGAGGUUGAUCACGGGAGUUACAUCAAAGGGGACGAUGAAAUUAAAAGGACAUCUGAGCAUCGAUCCGGGAACUCGUUUUGGAGUUACCAUUGGGAAUGACAACCAAUGUGAAGGAAGUGGGAUUUGCAAGAGGGUGAAGGUGAAGUUAAAAGAGUUAACAAUCGUAGCAGAUUUCCUAGCGGUAGAGUUAGGAACGGUAGACUUGGUGCUUGGGAUGCAAUGGCUAGAUUCGACAGGAACCAUGAAGGUUCACUGGCCAUCCCUAACCAUGACGUUUUGGAUGAAGGGUAGAAGAAUAAUCCUAAAAGGUGACCCUUCUCUAACGAAGUCAGAAUGUUCAUUGAGAACCUUAGAGAAAACGUGGCAAUCCGGGGACCAAGGAUUCCUCUUGGAAUUCCAAAACUAUGAAGUAAACUAUGAAGGAGAAUCGGAAACAGAAGCUGAAUUGAAGGGAAGGGAAGAAGGAUUACCCAUGGUUCAGCGAUUGCUCGAGCAAUAUGCAGAUGUCUUUAGGUUGCCCACGGGUUUACCGCCAAGGAGAGCCAUAGACCAUCGCAUUCUGACCGUGGCCGAUCAGAAACCAAUUAAUGUAAGACCAUAUAAGUAUGGCCAUGUACAAAAGGAAGAGAUUGAAAAAUUGGUGUUAGAAAUGUUACAAGCUGGGGUGAUUCGUCCAAGCCGCAGCCCAUAUUCGAGCCCGGUCCUCUUAGUGAAGAAUAAAGAUGGAGGGUGGAGAUUUUGUGUAGAUUACAGGAAACUCAAUCAAGUAACGGUGGCUGAUAAAUUUCCAAUUCCCGUGAUCGAAGAACUCUUAGAUGAACUUCAUGGUGCGACAGCUUUCUCAAAGUUAGACCUUAAAUCUGGAUACCACCAGAUUAGGAUGAGGGAGGAAGAUGUGGAGAAAACAGCUUUCCACACGCAUGAAGGACAUUAUGAGUUCUUGGUGAUGCCUUUCGGCCUUACGAAUGCUCCUGCCACCUUCCAAUCUCUCAUGAACGAGGUGUUCAAACCAUUCCUUCGAAGGUGUGUCCUGGUUUUUUUUUAUGACAUUCUAGUUUAUAGUGUGGACAUAGAUGAACACAUGAAACAUUUAGGAAUGGUUUUUGCUAUCUUGAGGGACCAUGAAUUGUUUGCAAAUAGGUCUAAAUGUGUCAUUGCUCAUUCCCAAGUUCAAUAUUUGGGUCAUCUGAUUUCCAGCAGAGGAGUGGAGGCUGAUGAGGACAAGAUUCGCAGUAUGGUAAAUUGGCCACGGCCGAAAGAUAUAACUGGGCUGAGGGGAUUCCUUGGACUGACUGGGUAUUAUAGAAGAUUUGUGAAAAGCUAUGGAGAAAUAGCUGCACCCUUAACCAAAUUACUUCAGAAAAAUGCAUUCCAUUGGAAUGAGGAAGCUACAAUAGCGUUUGACCAGCUGAAGCUAGCAAUGACAACCUUACCGGUAUUAGCAUUGCCGGAUUGGUCUCAGCCCUUCACAAUCGAAACUGAUGCUUCAGGAGUAGGUUUAGGUGCAGUUUUAUCACAAGAUGGUCAUCCCAUCGCAUUCUUCAGCCAGAAACUGUCCCCAAGGGCCCAGGGUAAGUCGAUCUAUGAAAGGGAAUUGAUGGCGGGGUUGUCCUUUCGGUGCAAAAAUGGAGACAUUAUCUCCUGGGCAGAAAGUUCACAAUUGUUUCAGAUCAGAAGGCUCUGA